Opisthorchis viverrini is the source of this 981-nucleotide messenger RNA. RefSeq lists its product as hypothetical. Bases 1 to 981 code for a protein of 326 amino acids. The transcript has 3 exons. NCBI's taxonomy places the organism in Eukaryota, Metazoa, Platyhelminthes, Trematoda, Opisthorchiida, Opisthorchiidae. The record is from RefSeq and is a predicted model, not a curated record.
AUGGACGGUGUCGUAAUAGCUAGACAGAACUGUAUGGUGAACCGUUUUGUGCAUGCCAACCGAAAAGGGCUGAAUCUGACACCUCUGGUCGUUUUAACACCAAGCAUAAGUGCCAAUGUGCUGACAACAAAGUCCCUGGAUACGAACUGUCUUUCAAAUUACCAAGAGAUUAUGCCUGGUGUAUGCGUCGCUGAUCUUGGUAUCGAACGGCAUUUCUGCGACGCACGUGCUAAAUGUGCAAGAUACGGGGAACAGAGCGGACAGUUAGCAUUUCUCAUGGGUAGACACUUUUUGAAUAUUACAUCCGGUGAUUCUAUUUCAUCAAAUAGCUGCACAGGACUGAAUCGAUUGUUUCAGGGACAGAGUUCUAAUAAAGUCUGGCGCGAUGUAGAUUCCAGAUCGCCGGGGUUCAUGAGAAAGACAAAUGAAUUUCGGUGGGCACCAGCCGAACCAACCACUGAUCCUGCAAUAAUUUAUGAUAAGGCAGCGAAACGAAUGCGUGAUACUGGCUUGGACUGCACAUGGAUCAACGCUCGGGUGUACUGCGAACACGGUGGAUCAUUGUCUGACAGUCGGAAUCUCUAUCAGUUUCAUCCAGGCUUCCUGGCUUCUGUCACAAAGCUGGUAGAAUCACGUGCAGGAUAUAUAGGGUGUUGCGAGCAGCUGCCGGCAUUUACUCAAAUCUGGUGUGCUCGGAAUGAGCCUAUAACGAAGCGUGAGCCGCCUACUAGCUACUGUAGAGUGGUUAAUUUAUCGAAUAAACCGCUCAGUGGGGGCUUAAAUUUUACUGAGAAAACGGUUGAAAGGGAGGGAGAAAUUUUACCUAGCGUUGAAUCUGUGUUUCAAAAAUUUCGCCAAUGGAGGCCGAGAAGCUGUAGGUACAGGUGUUUGCAGUCCUUAAGGCCCAGCAGCCAGAAGCUCUUGCAGAAGCUCUUGCCAGAAGCUGUUGAAUUGCAGACCAAAGAGCGUUACACAUCCUAA